Molecule: messenger RNA, 477 nt
Organism: Pristis pectinata (smalltooth sawfish)
Lineage: Eukaryota; Metazoa; Chordata; Chondrichthyes; Rhinopristiformes; Pristidae
Gene: fabp2
Product: fatty acid binding protein 2, intestinal
Exons: 4
Coding region: 18-416 (132 amino acids)
Biological process (GO): fatty acid transport
Cellular component (GO): cytosol; nucleus
Molecular function (GO): fatty acid binding
Source: RefSeq, a predicted model, not a curated record
UCACCCUAAGUAUAAAGAUGACUUUCAAUGGUACCUGGAAGGUUGAGAGAAAUGAGAACUAUGAAAAGUUUAUGGAGCAGAUGGGGAUAAAUGUUAUGAAAAGAAAACUUGCUCUCCAUGAUAACCUGAAGAUUAUAAUUCACCAAGAUGGAGAUAAAUUUAAUGUUAAGGAGUCCAGUACCUUCCGCACAAAAGAUAUUGAGUUCACACUGGGAAUGUCAUUCGAAUAUUCCUUGGCAGAUGGAACAGAACUUCAAGGUUCAUGGAACCUUGAGGGAGACAAACUUAUUGGAAAGUUCACCAGAAAAGACAAUAGCAAGGAACUCUUGGCAUACAGGGAAAUUACUGGCAAUGAACUUGUUCAGACUUACUUAUAUGAAGGAGUUGAAGCGAAGAGAUUCUUCAAGAAGGAAUAGAGCCUAUGGCAUGGUCUCCCAAGAAUGCAAUGAAUCACUGAAAACUCUAGUUGCAGUCUUC